This is a messenger RNA of Prorocentrum cordatum, 1062 nucleotides long. NCBI's taxonomy places the organism in Eukaryota, Dinophyceae, Prorocentrales, Prorocentraceae. The record is from the annotation of a GenBank genome assembly.
GUAGUCCAUGGCCAAGGGCGUCUUCGUAUUCUGGCCGUCCGCCCAGGUUGUCACUGCCCGGCCCUCGGCACAUGUGCAGGCCUGUCUGGUCAUUUCUGCUCGGGUUGCCCCUCUGGGACUUCAGGUGCGUUCGGCAGCCAUUGACCUGUCCAGGCUCCUGCCUCCGGGCCUGCCACUUCGCGUUCAUCGUGUACCUUUACGAGGUCUUCCUCAUCACGGUUCAACCGUUCUCGGGGCCACCGCUGCGUCGCAGCUUCCAUUCAAGCGCGUCCAGGUCCAGGCCUGUCAAGCUCGCCAGGUACGUUCUCAACAUCUUCCCCUUCGUGCUCCCCGACUCUGGUCACCGCCGCUCGUGUCGCAGUCGCGCUUCGGUGCCCUGCAUCCUGAGCGUCUCUGGUCUUCUCAGGGCUCAUUUCUCUUUUCGACUGUCGUACCGCGGCGUCUUGGGGCCUCUUAGCGGUCCCAGGGCGUCGUCGUCGUCGUCAUCAUCAUCGUCGUCGUGAUUUCUGGGCGGUUUGACUCAUCCUGGGCCUCCUGGCUGGCCUUUGGAUGGCCCUCAGGAUCUGGAAGCACACGCACCCAGGUUGGUUGCUGCACGGCGGCGGCGCGCAGCCCCAGGGCGCGGCCGCCCGCCUCUGCGCGUGGUGCUCCACGCACACCCUGCGGAGCCUCGCGCCGCUCGCGGGCAGCCUCGUGGUGAUUGUGGUGCACCGGAGCCCGCUGCCCCAGCUGCUCGCGUGGAGGAGGGUGGCCGCGGAGCACCCCCGCUGGCCCCGGCCCCUCAGCUCCUGCUUCGGGGCCCCCGCUGGCGGCUGGCGCCAGCCCUGCAGGCCGGAAACUGAGGGUAACGUCAUCCCGGGGUGCUGCCAGAUGCAGCCGGGGCGGGCCUCUUUCGAGGACGUCGUCGAGUUGUGGAACUCGUACCAAUCUGGCUACAUCGCCUUGGUGCGGGAGCUGGGGCGGCUGGGCAUAUUGAGCGUCCUCCUCGGACAGAAGGAGGUUGCUCUCAACGCGAGCGGCGUCCUGGACAAGAUCGGCGGGCUACUGGGUGCAAGGCCUCUG